Messenger RNA from Phytophthora sojae, 348 nucleotides. RefSeq lists its product as hypothetical. The transcript has a single exon. The coding region runs from base 1 to 348 and encodes 115 amino acids. Lineage: Eukaryota; Oomycota; Peronosporomycetes; Peronosporales; Peronosporaceae. The record is from RefSeq and is a predicted model, not a curated record.
AUGCGUCUCUCCGCCGUCCUACUGAUCGUUUCCGCCGCCUUCCUCGCUAGCAGCUACGCACUGUCAGCUGAGGCUGGCGCUGAACACCGACUCAUGCGGAUCCACAAGCGUCACCACGCUGCUGCCGAAUACAAAGAAGAGCGCGGUUGGUUCGACAGGCUGCCGGAACGGUUUAAGCGGAUGAAGAAUCAACACGCUUAUCGGGAGCAAAUGUUCUCCAGCUGGAAAAUUGGCAUGGGAACUGUCGACGAGGCUGUCUCGUUCAUGAAAGGACAAGGUCUCGGUGAGAAAGCUAUCGCGCACUUUAAACAGACGUAUCAGAACUUCCUCGCUGGUAGAAGCCAUUAG